ACUGUCUGCUCAGGCAGAGGACUGUGUAAAGGACAGUCAAGAAGUAAGAAGGUGACAGUCAUGCUUUAAUCUUACAUAAAUGUUAUAAUUAUAUUGAAGUAUUUUUUAUAAGUGUUUAAUACGUUUUCUCUAAGUCGAAAGGGUGGGAAAACUUUUCUUCUUCCCUUCAUAGUUUUUUUCACAAAAUACGAGGGCGUUUACAGGCGCGAUUAGCACAGCAAAAUCCUUUUUUUGUUUUUUUUGGUUUUUUUUUUCCCUUCCCCCCCCCCCCCCCCCCUACUUCCCUCUGUUUCUGCGGGGCACCUGUGUGGUUUCUGGGGCAGGUGGGCGCGGCUGUGAGCCCCGGGCAGGAGCAGGUGGGCAGAGCAGCAGGAUGGAGGCGGUGGACGUGCCGCCCGAGGGCUACUCCCUGAUCAAAGCCGUGUACCAGCGGCGCCUGCGGCUCACCCGGCUGCUGAUCGACGGCGGGGCCUACGUCAACGAGAGCAACAGCCGCGGGGAGACCCCGCUGAUGAUCGCCUGCAUGACCAAACACGCCGACCUGCAGAGCGCCAGCAAGGCCAGGAUGGUGAAAUACCUGCUGGACAACAAGGCUGACCCCAACAUCCAGGACAAGUCCGGCAAGACGGCCCUGAUGCACGCUUGCCUGGAAAAGGCGGGCCCUGAGGUGGUGUCUCUGCUGCUGAUGAGUGGGGCUGACCCCAGCCUGCCAGACCACUCCAACUGCUCUGCCCUGGUGUAUGCAAUAGACGCUGCGGACAGGGACACCCUGGAGGUGCUGCUCAAGGCCUGCAAGGCACGAGGGAAGGAAGUGAUCAUCAUCACCACGGACAAAUCCGCCUCAGGGAGGCAGAAAACAAAGCAGUACCUGAACGUGCCUCCUCCAGACCUGGAGGAAUGCAUUUCCCCAGCUGACUGCACCUCCCCGUCAGAAAUAGAGUCAGAAGAGGGUCCAGAAGACCCAUUCAGCUUUAAAGAGCUGUAUGGUGGACAGCAGGUAGACAGCUCCUCAGAAAGGGUGCCCCUGAUGACCAAGCCCAGCUCCACACCAGCACGGUUCAAGCUGACACAGGUGCUGCAGUGUGAUCCGUGGCUGAACUGCUGUCCACCAGUGUUUCAGCAGAGGAGAAUUGCUUCUUCUCAAGAGCUUCGGGAUACCAGUCCCAUAGAAGAGCUCUCCUGUAAAGCCAGUGGCCUUGACUUGUGCAAGUGUGUCGCCUGCACUCACGACAGUAGAGACAGGAAAGUCUCUGCUCAGGUACUGAAAACCGCUGAUCAAACCUUGUCAAGGAAAGCAUUGCGUGAUGCAAUAAACUAUCAGACUCCUUUCGUUGAAGAGAAACAUAACCCCAGUGAGAUUCCCAUGGGCAUGAAUGCCAGUUUGGGACAAAUUGGCUUACUUUCCAACUUUGGCAGUAUUAUCAAGAAAGGAAGUGGAGAGCCAAAUUACAGCAACUCCAGCUCUCAGUUAACUAACAGUCUAAUUCCCACUGCUGAUACAAAAGGCAGCAGGUCACCAAAAGGAAACAGAGAGAUUCUUUCUACGUACCAGACUUUGCUACCAAGUCCGAGAAGAGCUCUGGAGAUGUCUCCCGUUUCUCCGAGUGGCAGGAAUCGGGCUCCUCUGGAGGGAGAGGGUUCAGGAGCCUUAGCGUUGGAUCAGACGAGGCCAGGGUUCCUGCCCCCACUGAGCGCGAGCCCCCGCUCCCCAGGUCCAGAGCUCACUGUCAUAAACACAGUUUCUGGAAUGAUUUCUUAUGGACAAACUCACCUAGUACCACCAGGAUCUGCUUUCCCUAAGGGGAACAAAGAUACGAAUCUGAUGCGGAGGAGGCCGUAUGAGCAGAUAACAGUCUAA
Messenger RNA from Cinclus cinclus, 1858 nucleotides. RefSeq names its product ankyrin repeat domain 34B (gene ANKRD34B). Gene Ontology annotation, molecular function: protein binding. Lineage: Eukaryota; Metazoa; Chordata; Aves; Passeriformes; Cinclidae. The transcript has a single exon. The record is from RefSeq and is a predicted model, not a curated record. Bases 374 to 1858 code for a protein of 494 amino acids.